GCUUGCAGGCGGAGGAGGGCUUUUGGGGCCUCCCGGUGGCGGCCGAGUUUCCUUUGGAAGGCUAAGUUAAUGUUUAGUAGUUAGAGGCCGCGUCUGCGUGUCUUGCGCAAGCGGCAAGGUUGCUUCCAGUAAUUCAGAAGUCCCUUUGGCUAGUUCGACUUAAAGCCUGUGUUUGUCCUGAUUAAUUCUGUUACAGGCCAAGGUAGGGGUUGCUUUCCUGGCCUGAAGUGUUUGCUUUCUUGCUUUACAGUACGAAAACCCCUGGACGAUCCCAAAUUUACUGUCAAUGGCAAGAAUGGGUUUGGCGCCUGUUUUAGGCUAUUUGAUUGUUGAAGAAAAUUUCAAUGUUGCACUCGGUGUCUUUGUUUUGGCUGGCGUAACCGAUUUGUUGGAUGGAUUUAUUGCGCGCAACUGGGCUAACCAGAAAUCAGCUUUGGGAAGUGCUCUUGAUCCUCUGGCUGAUAAAAUUCUCAUCAGUGUGCUCUACGUAAGCCUAACUUGUGCAAAUCUUAUCCCAGUUUCACUUACUUCCAUGAUUAUUCUGAGGGAUGUAGCACUUAUUGCUGCUGUUUUUUAUGUGCGAUACAAAACACUUUCUCCACCGAGAACACUCAGUAGGUAUUUUAACCCUUGUUAUGCCACUGCCCAAUUAAAACCAACAUUCAUUAGCAAGAUGAAUACAGCGGUUUAGCUAAUUUUGGUGGCAGCUUCUUUAGCAGCUCCUGUUUUCAAUUAUGUGGACAGCAUAUAUCUGCAGACAUUAUGGUGCAUCACAGCUUUCACAACGGUAACAUCUGCUUACAGCUAUUACCACUAUGGCCGAAAAACGGUUCAGGUGAUAAAUAACAAAUGAAGUAUUCCUGAAAGGGCCGGGUCUUGGCAGCGUGGUGUGCUGUACGGCCGAAGAUGGUUGUGAUGCAACUGAGUUUUGGAUCAAGACCUCUUGUUUUUCUGCUUAAACCAUGGCAUCUCAAUGAAGUGACGUUUGGACAUGUACUGUGUAUAUAUAUAGAGAGAGACUUUUCAAUGUAUUUUUAAUUUGUUUAAAAAUGAGGUUGUUUACAAAAGCAAAUAAAUAAUAUUCUUAAAGACACAGGUUACUGGUUGCUGCCAUGUGCAUUCUGAAUAGUUGUAUACUGUUUUUGAAGUCAAAAUACGCACUUUUCACCACCGUUUUUGCCAUCUUCAUGCAAGGCGCUGAGGAGGCUGAGAUCUGAGAAGAAAAAGCCAUUAUAGAAACUAAUUCAUCUUUGUACCUCAACCUAAGCCAGUAAACCAGCAUUGCUCACCAGGACUUAAUCACGCAUGUCAGCUUGCAGCAGAAGUGAGCAUGUCAUCGAGGAACAACUAUCUUCAGAAAUUUAAACCGGGGUGAUAGAAAUUUUAUGUCAGAUUGCAUGGUGAUACAGAAAAGCCAUGAAGAGUUGCUACCCAGCUCCCUUUUCUUUUUAAAUAUGAGCAACAGUGAACUGUGCUCAUCAGAGAAGAGUUUUUGAGUCUCCGCAGCCAGCCGUGCAGUGAAGAGUCUGUACCCAGAGGGAGUGACAUUUCGUGUACUACGUAAUUGUUUCUAGCUAUCAAAAGAAACUCUCCUGUAUCUGCUGAUUCUUUAAAGCCUCUAAGGAUGCUGUUUAAUUCUAAAUACGUGGGAGAAAAAUGACACUUUAGAUACUGUCCAAAUGAAUGGAGAGAGUGGAAGAAACUUUUACAUACGUGUACUGUUAAUCCUUCCUGUACCUCUGGCUUCGAGAGGUGUAUGCUGUGAUCCCCCUCGGACAAGGACAGCUUGCACCCGUUCUUUGCCUGUUCUCCGCUUACAGCAAGAUGCAGAAUAAAGCACUAGGCGGAACAGAUCACGUUGGUCACAAACUUAUGUUUUCUAUUUUUGAGCAACACGUUUUUCUUGUAUGUCAUAAAAAAGAGUGCAAAUA
Molecule: messenger RNA, 1931 nt
Organism: Egretta garzetta (little egret)
Lineage: Eukaryota; Metazoa; Chordata; Aves; Pelecaniformes; Ardeidae
Gene: CRLS1
Product: cardiolipin synthase 1
Exons: 6
Biological process (GO): cardiolipin biosynthetic process
Cellular component (GO): mitochondrion; membrane
Molecular function (GO): cardiolipin synthase activity; CDP-diacylglycerol-glycerol-3-phosphate 3-phosphatidyltransferase activity
Source: RefSeq, a predicted model, not a curated record